Sceloporus undulatus (fence lizard) is the source of this 2746-nucleotide messenger RNA. RefSeq names its product acyl-CoA synthetase short chain family member 2 (gene ACSS2). Gene Ontology annotation, cellular component: cytoplasm. Bases 128 to 2239 code for a protein of 703 amino acids. Lineage: Eukaryota; Metazoa; Chordata; Lepidosauria; Squamata; Phrynosomatidae. Gene Ontology annotation, molecular function: acetyl-CoA synthetase activity. The record is from RefSeq and is a predicted model, not a curated record. Gene Ontology annotation, biological process: acetyl-CoA biosynthetic process. The transcript is spliced from 19 exons.
GUGGCCCUGCUGCUGCUGGGUGUCGCCCGCCUCCUCAGUCAGUGCCUCCUGGGUCAGAAGAGAAGAGGGCCCGAGCGGCGCUUCCCUUCUCCUCUCCCGCCUUUCUCUCUCUCUCUCUCUGCAAAGGAUGGUUUUGCCCGACGAAGAGCGCAGCGGAGGCGACGGCGACAGGCUCUUCUUCCGAGCCCCGCCGGAGCUGGCCCGCGACUCCCACGUCCCUUCCUUGGAAAAGUACCGGGACUUGUACCGCCGCUCCGUCGAGGAGCCCCACGAAUUUUGGGGCGAUAUUGCCAAAGAAUUUUACUGGAGAAGUCAACACACUGGAUCAUUUCUUCAGUACAACUUUGAUGUCACCAAAGGGAAAAUCGUUAUUGAAUGGAUGAAAGGGGCUACGACCAACAUUUGCUACAAUCUGUUGGACAGAAAUGUCUAUGAGAAAAAACUUGGAGACAAAAUAGCUUUUUACUGGGAGGGAAAUGAACCCGGGGAUUCUAUGAAGAUAACAUAUAGUGAACUGCUCAGUAAAGUCUGUCAGUUUGCCAAUGUUCUCCAGGAACAAGGUGUGAAGAAGGGAGACAGAGUCUCUAUCUAUAUGCCAAUGAUCAUUGAGCUGGUGGUGGCCAUGCUAGCCUGUGCCAGAAUUGGAGCACUUCAUUCUAUUGUGUUUGCAGGUUUUUCAGCAGAAUCCCUUUGUGAGAGGAUCCUUGAUUCCCAGUGCUCCCUUCUCAUUACUGCAGAUGCCUUUUAUAGAGGUGAUAAGCUGAUUAACCUGAAGCAGAUAGCAGAUGAAGCCUUGCAAAAGUGCAGAGAUAAGGACAACCCUUUACGAAGGUGUAUUGUGGUCAAGCAUUUAGGAAGAGAAGAACUGGUGCAAGAUGGUCCAAGCAGCAAGUCGCCACCUCUAAAAAGACUCUGUCAGAAUGUACAGGAGAAAAAGACUGAGAGCUCAAAGAAAGCCCAUCCCAAGAUCCCUUGGGAUCCAGAAGUUGAUGUUUGGUGGCAUGAUGUUACUAAAAAUGCUAGCAAGGAGUGUGAACCUGUCUGGUGUGACGCAGAAGAUGAAUUAUUUAUUCUCUAUACCAGUGGGUCAACUGGGAAACCCAAGGGUGUUGUACAUACGAUAGGUGGAUAUAUGAUUUUCACUGCUGCUACUUUUAAAUAUGUGUUUGAUCACCAUCCCGAGGACAUUUACUGGUGCACAGCUGACAUUGGAUGGAUAACUGGUCAUUCCUAUCUGACAUAUGGACCUUUGGCAAAUGGAGCAACCAGUGUCUUAUUUGAAGGGCUUCCUAUUUAUCCAGAUGUUGGCCGUAUGUGGAGCAUCAUAGAUAAGUACAAGGUGACCAAGUUCUACACAGCACCCACUGCCAUCCGACUCCUUAUGAAGUAUGGAGAUGAACCUGUCAAGAAGUACAGCAGAAAGUCCUUGAAGGUGCUAGGAACAGUUGGGGAGCCCAUCAACCCUGAAGCCUGGCUUUGGUACUACAAGGUGGUUGGUGAAGAGCGAUGCCCUAUAGUGGAUACAUUCUGGCAGACAGAGACUGGUGGCCAUGUGUUGACUCCACUGCCUUGUGCCACACCUAUGAAGCCAGGUUCAGCUACAUUUCCAUUUUUUGGGGUGGUCCCUGCAGUGCUGGAUGAGUCUGGAGAGGAGUUGGAAGGAGAAGCAGAAGGUUACCUGGUUUUUAAACAACCUUGGCCAGGAAUAAUGCGCACAGUGUACAAAAAUCACCAGCGGUUUGAAACCACUUACUUCAAAAAGUUCCCUGGUUACUAUGUGACUGGAGAUGGAUGCAAGAGAGAUAAAGAUGGUUAUUACUGGAUCACAGGUCGUAUUGAUGACAUGCUGAAUGUUUCUGGGCACUUAUUGAGCACGGCAGAGGUUGAAUCGGCUUUGGUGGAACACUCUGCUGUUUCAGAGGCAGCUGUGGUAAGCCACCCCCAUCCAGUGAAAGGAGAGUGCCUCUACUGUUUUGUAACACUGAGGGAUGGCCAUGAUUUCACAAAGAAUUUGAUUGAUGAACUGAAGAAACAAGUUAGAGAAAAAAUUGGACCUAUUGCAACUCCUGAUUAUAUUCAGAAUGCUCCUGGCCUACCCAAAACCCGUUCAGGUAAAAUUAUGCGGCGAGUAUUAAGAAAAAUUGCCAAAAAUGACCGGGAGCUGGGAGAUACCUCAACUGUGGCAGAUCCAGCUGUUAUAAACCACCUUUUCAACAACAGGUGUGAGACGAUACUGUAGCUGGACUAUUCUGGGGAAAAAACAACAGUAGUGCAGGAACUGGUGAGAAGAUGAUCCCAUCCAGACAAUGACUGUUUGUUCCUCAAGAAGAGAACUACCCUAUACUGAGCUGAAUGUAAAAUGCUAUUAAUGAAGAGAAGAAACUGGUGCUCCAAGGUCCAGUCCUCUCAUGUUGUAGAUAUAGCUGUCUGUGCCUCUGGAGAACUGUGUACAUUGUAUUGUAGACUGAUAAUUGCAUAUUUGAAAUUCCAGCCUCAUUCGGUUCAUACAGAAUGGAAAUAUUUUAAUUUUCAUGAGUUUGUUUCAUGAAUUUUGUUUUAUUUUAUUUUUUAAAUUUCAAUGUACAACAAUGGACAGAGUUUAGAAUGCAUUGAUAGUGGCAUGAAAAAUGGUUUUGCUUCUGAGCAGUCAUUACAAGCCUUCAAAAGGUUUUGAGAACCAAUAGACUGAGCAGUAAACCUCAUGUUGAGGCAGAAUUACUGGAAUAAAUCUUUUAGCAAUCCAGCA